AUUGAAGCAGUCUAGGUCGUUGGAUUGACAUGAUUUGAUGACCGAGAUUAAUUGGAUCUGCCCCUUUGGGUCUUUUUAUAUUGGUAUAGAUGUUUGAUGAACAUGUCUGUUGAAUUUGAGCUUGUGGAUCGAUGAACUAUGUAAUUAUGCACUAGUAUUUGUGUUUUAUUUGCUUUGGAUUAACUUGACAUGAGUUUGAUAUUAUCCUUUUGGAUUUAUUUUGUUGAACAUGAUUUAAAAUGUUGGAUAGUUGAAGAAGGCCAAAUUUUUAGGGCACCAGUUUUGCAUCAUCUGUUACGACAGAAAAAUAUUUUUGGUGGCCAGAAACCUUUUCUCUCCUGUCCUAAAACUAUUUUUGGGCACUAACUUUUACAUCACCUGUUGGAGAUGCUCUAAGGAGGAGGGGAGAGAGAAUUCAGCCUAGAUCAUGCAUGCAGGCUUGUUCCAAACAAAAGGUACUCCCUCUGUCUCAAAAUGUACUGUAUAUUAGUUUUGUCCUAAGUAAAACUUCAUAAACUUUGACAAAAGAAAUGUCAACAUCCACAACACCAUUUGCCUCCAUCCCAAAAAUUAUCAAGUUCACAUCAUAUAUACAUUUGCUAUUUUAAGUAUUCAUAUUUUCAUGUAGCUGGUCUUUGAACAAUACUAUUAUGCAUUAGAUUUUGGGAUGGAUGAGUGCAUACUUUUCCUGAAAGCAAACGAAUUUCUUGUUUACCCACUAAACCAAAUCCUCAUAAAAUAUUUAAUCAUGUUUGUUAUGCUUUUUUAAAAUUUUGCUAUCUUGUAGUACAAGUUUGCAAAGAUUCUAAUCAUACAAAAUAUUAUCUCUCCUGUGGAGAUGACUGAGCAAUUACUAAUCCAUCUGUCUCUGUCUUUCAUCAUUUUACAAAGCUUAGCAUAUUUGCCUCCGCUGCCAACUGCAUUGCCUCAGGCGAUUGACUUGACUUGGCCACCAUUUGUCCCUGAUUAUUAUGUACUUAUUUGCCUCGUCGUGCGGUGCAUAUAUGAUAUAUCUCACAGCUAAGCGGCAGCUCCUCUACUCCUCCUUGUCGUUGGGCCGUUGCCGUGGAGCGGAGACCUGCGUUUUUGAUACAUAGAGCAGAGUAAGAAGCCCUACCCAUGGUUGUUUUACUCAUCUUGAAGUGGGGGAGAGGGAGAUGAUGGUUUGUUGGGGUUAAUUAUGGGUUCCGCUUCUGCUCCAGCAAGUCUAAUCUGGCCUCUGCCCUCUCUGCUCUCAUCCCUUUCUUGUUACUCACCAGUUGUCUGAUCUCGUUCUGUCCCUUCGAGCUUUCUUUCUGAAAAGGGUAGAGGGCCCUCCGAUCCAUAUUAUUUGUCAUUUAUUUAUUACAAUUUGUACUAAAUUAGCGACAAUUAAUAUGGAUCGGAGGAUUUUUUGUUUUGAAACGUAUUGUAAAUUUCUUUGUCAUCGGCUUUUCGUGUUAGAGGCCUUGGGGCCACACUUUCUUGGUGUGGCUUCGUGUUUGUGGCCGAAAAUCUCAUUUAUCUUGGUGAUCCGCUUUUUGGUUAACUUCUAUGAUUUUCUUCUAAGUUGAUGCUACAGUAAUUUAAUCUAAAACUAUUAGUUGUGUAUGGUUUAGCAGUUUAUAUUAUGCUCUCUUCCUGCCGUGACAAAGUUCGGCUAUGAUUAUCUUGAUCAUAUCAUGUUGUAUUCCUUAUGAAUUGGGUGAUUCAAUUGAGCGCUGGUGAUUUUUCCACCAUAGUAAGUUACCGGAAGUUCAGUAGUUGAGGAAUGGAGCAAAAGGACCCCAAAUCUUCAUACAACUCUGCUUAUCGUUACGGGAAUUCAUCAACAGGGUCUAACUCGAGAUAUGCAACUGCACCCCCGGGUUUCAGCCCGUGGUAUGCCUCUUCUGCGGGUAACAAUGUGCAGCAGCCAGAAGCACAAGCCACCCUGCAGAGGAAGUACUCCAGGAUUGGCGACGACUACCGCUCUGUGGCUCAAGUGACUGAAGCUUUGGCACAAGCCGGUCUUGAAUCUUCUAACCUUAUUGUAGGCAUUGAUUUUACAAAAAGUAACGAAUGGACAGGAAAAAAUUCAUAUAAUCGGCGUUGUUUGCAUGAUAUUGGAAGAACUCCAAACCCGUAUGAGCAAGCCAUAUCUAUUAUUGGAAGGACACUCUCGGAUUUUGAUGAAGACAAUUUGAUUCCCUGCUUUGGAUUUGGUGAUGCGUCAACUCAUGACAAGGACGUAUUCAGUUUUUAUCCAGAGGACCGCCCUUGCACUGGAUUUGAAGAGGCAUUAGAAAGAUACAGACAAAUCGUUCCAGCUCUUCGAUUAUCUGGACCAACAUCUUUCGCUCCAAUAAUCGAGACCGCAAUUGGGAUCGUGGACAGCACUGGUGGCCAAUAUCAUGUUCUUCUGAUAAUUGCUGAUGGACAGGUUACUCGAAAUGUGGAUACACAGUCUGGGCAGUUAAGCCCACAGGAGUGGGACACCAUUAACGCUAUAGUGAAAGCUAGCCACUUUCCCUUGUCUAUUGUUCUCGUUGGGGUCGGUGAUGGACCAUGGGAUAUGAUGCAUAAGUUUGAUGACAACAUACCCGCUCGGUCAUUCGACAAUUUCCAGUUUGUGAAUUUCACGGAGAUUAUGUCAAAGAGCAUAGCAGCUGACAGAAAAGAGGCUGAGUUUGCCUUGUCAGCACUGAUGGAAAUCCCUACGCAGUACAAAGCAACACUUGAUCUCCAACUCCUUGGUCGUCGCCAAGGAGUACCUCCAAGAGUUCCUCUGCCUCCACCAACAAGGACUGCUUCUUCACGGUCUGCUAGCUUUGGCCAACAGUCUGGUGUUCAUUCACGGUCUAGUGGCUUUGGCCAACAAACAAGUGGGUUUCAGCAAUCAGACAGUUUCAAACAGGGACAGCAUAGAGCUACAAGGAGGCCUGACAGUUAUUCAUCAGGAAGUUCGCAGCCUGCGGUUACAAGGACACCCGACACUUAUGCAUCAGAAAGCACACUUUCAUGCGCCAUAUGUAUGGAUAAAUCAAAGGAUCUUGCAUUUGGAUGUGGACAUCAGACUUGCUAUGACUGCGGGGAAAAAUUGGUGCGCUGCCCUAUGUGCCAGAAGCACAUAACCACCAGGAUCAGGCUGUACUGAUCAAAGAGCAACCUCCUAAAGCUUUUGAAGCCUAUGGCGCCGCCAAUACUGAAGAAGCUCGGUGCAGAAUGUUCAGAAUCCGCAUAAAUUUUACUUGUUGUCCAUAAAUUUAAGCAUUCUUACUGCAGUUGGAGUGUCUUCAAUUACCUGGUGAUUCAAGGCCCUGCAGGGUUUAUUCUCCAUUUCCCGCAAGGGAAAUUUGGAUCGAACCAUUUCGGUAAAAUUUCUGUGUUCCAAAAGGGCUCUUCCUAUCCAUACAAAAUAAUGUACAUAUUGCUUUCAUUUCUUUCUCUUGUAAAUAAAAUGAACAGUAGAGAAAUUAUAGGAUGAACCAAUUUGGAAGACAUUUGCAUUGUAUAUUAAUUAAAACCAGUUAUAACAGUUGAAUAUUCAAUUUUGUACUCAUUCUUUUAGUA
Molecule: messenger RNA, 3531 nt
Organism: Triticum dicoccoides
Lineage: Eukaryota; Viridiplantae; Streptophyta; Magnoliopsida; Poales; Poaceae
Product: E3 ubiquitin-protein ligase RGLG3-like
Exons: 12
Coding region: 1751-3115 (454 amino acids)
Biological process (GO): protein ubiquitination
Cellular component (GO): nucleus
Molecular function (GO): ubiquitin-protein transferase activity
Source: RefSeq, a predicted model, not a curated record